UGCGCUGCCCUGUGGUGUCUGCCCCGCCAGGCAAUCCCCACCCCCGGCCUCCCUUGCCCCCUGGCCGCGGGAGCCGAAGCCCAUCAGCCCCAGUGAGCUGCGGAGGGGGAGGUGCAUCCUGGGAAGGAGCAGCCCGACAUGGGUCUCCGCCUGGGCGGCUCGCAGCCCCUGCCACCGCCUCCUCCGUGAGCAGCUCCCCUGAGCCGCCCGCCGGCCGCCGCCGCCCGGAGCUGAGCCGGGGGGAGGAGGCGCUCGGCGGCCUGGCCCGGAGCGACGGGGGGACGCGGCGCUGCCCGCCCCGCAUGAGGGAAGGGGGGGCCGCUCCCACCCGCCCUGCUCGGUGCCCGUUGCCGCCGCCGCCGCCCCGCACACAGCGCCCGAGCGCAGCCCCCGCGCCCCGCUCGUUGCCCCGAUGAUGGACAGGAACUACCCGCCGACUCCCAGCUUCGCCGACCCGCUGGCCCCAGCCGCCGCCGCGCAGCCGGCCGCCACCGCCGCCUGGGCCUACGAGCGAGGCGCGGGCAGCCUCAAGCCCAGCUUAAGCUAUGGAGGAGGACAUCCAUCACACUCAGAAACGGAUCUUCUUCACAGACAGACAUAUGCAGCUUCUCAUCAGCUUCCAGGAUAUGCUACCACCCACCAUCCUACUGGUCUUUCUGGAAUAUUUGAUACUAGUAUGCACAGUGCUGGAAGUAACACUAAAGAAACUUCAGUUAUGAACUUUCUCUCUGCAAUUGAGUCUCGCACUGCUCAGGCUGCUGCUUCAGGAACUACCCUUUUACCACAAUUCAGGGCUCCAUCAUGGCAGACAGGUAUGCAUUCCUCAGCAACAACAGAACUAUUUGUUACUGGAGCAUUGCCAACCUCUGGAACAUUUCCACCAACAUCUGCUUUAUCAGCUUAUCAGCAUCCCAAUUCUUUCAGCAGUAGAAACUUUGCUACUACUCCAUCUCUCACACUUCAAGAUGCAACAUUCAGUGCUGCAUCAAAUGGUCUUUUAACUGCUCACGACCCUUUAUUGCAAAUCAAGACAUCGCAAGGCACAGUUCCAACUGCUUUGACAUUUGAGCGCUUAGGCAGCUCUGUUUUAAGUACCAGCAUACCACCUCAGUCAUCAACGUACCGUUCUGCUCAAGAGUCCGCACCCCAUCUCUUGCAACCUCAGUUUAGUUUGUUGCCUUCAACACUUGGAGGAGCUCAGCAGGCUUCUCAGGCAUAUAGCACAUCCGUCUUUUCUGGUUCUACUGCCUCCAUUGAUAGAGCACUUCAGCGAGAAUGUAGUGUUAUUAAACACCAUCAGCGGCCUUCAAGUACACAGUCUGUUCAGGCACAACUGACUGGUUCACAGCAUUCCUUACACAGUUAUUUAUCAAGUACAAGUGGAGUUAAUUUUCAGGAUACAUCCAGGCAGUCAGCACUGUCCUGCAGUCCAGUUGGAGAUGCUACUCAGGUGAGCAAUGGAGGAUCACAACAGAAGACCUCUCAAGUCUCAGUGGAACUUGCUCAGUCUUAUACAUCUGCAAUUCCAUCACCUGGUUUCCCAUCUACUUCUACAGCAAAAGCAAAAAACUGUUCUACAAAGCAGCUAUCAAGGUCAACAAAGACCCCCAAACCUCAAAAUGUAGCCUCUCCUGUGCAGACACAAAGCUAUUCCAAAACUGCACAAAACCAGAGUUCAGUAAUAGCAGGCCAAGCACAAAUCUAUUCUACAGCACAGCUACCAAGUCUGUUGUCAGUCAGCCAAUCCCAAAACUAUGUUUCCACACAGUCACAGAAUAUGCCAUCUGUCAGUCAUUCACAAAUUUUCUCAUCUAGCAAGGUUGAGAAGCUGCCCUCAUUAUAUAAAACACUGACUUUUUCUGGGCAGUCGCAAACUAUAACUUCUGAUAGUCAGACAACACUAAGUUACUCUGCAGAUCAACAGGUAUUAACUUCAGUUCCAAAUGAGAACUACUCUGGUCAAACAAGGGAUCUUUCUUCAGUUAGCCAAUCUCAGAGUUAUUCUUCUAAUCACUCUCAGGGUUUAUCUCCCGUUAACCAAUCACAGGUUAGUUAUUCAUCUCAAUCACAGGUUUUGUCAGCUGUUAGUCCUUCAGAAAGUUAUACGUCAGGGCAGUCUUUAACAUUAACUUCACCUUCUCUUCCAUUUUCUUCCUCCCCUCGUAUUCAAAAUUUGUCAGCCUCAAGCCCAAACCAGAACUAUAUUUCUUUACAUUCUUCUCAGAAUUCUCAGACACAAGAAUCAUCUUCUCCACAGUCUCAAAAGUUUUUGACAGCUGUUCAGUCUCCUACUUUUGCAUCCCCAGCUCAUUCACAGACACUGCAAAACAAUAGAUCUUCCUCAGAUACAAAAACAUAUGUUAAAAGGAAAUCUGACUCUAACUUGUAUGCUUCAUCAAAACAGGAAGAUGAAUUGUCAAUGCAAGAUUUACAGGCAUUACAACAGCAAGCUUCUCUUGAAUCCUCUACACAAAGGCUAACUGAUAGUGAAAUUAAUGCUCAGGACGCUGCCUAUAGGGUCUCAAAGGCAGAUGACAGAUAUUCUCAAAGUGUAAUCAGAAGUAAUUCUCGUCUUGAAGAUCAAGUUGUUGGGCUUACUCUUCAAGGGUCAAAAAAAGAUGAGAGGAUGGUUGGUUCUGUGGCACAGCUUACUCAGCAGAUUGGCCAUAUCACUAAUGUAAUAAGCCAUGAUAUUAAAAAGGCAGCUAAUUUAAUGCAGACAACACAAGUAAGUGUAAAUGCUAAAGAACUAAACCAGCAGCAUUCUCUUAUGCAUAAGGUACACGAAACUAAGGCCCAAGAACAGCAGGGCCAAGUCAUUAGCACAUCAUCACAGAUUCAAGCUCAUGCCUUGAGGCAUGGCAAUCAACUAUGUUUGCCUAAUGCACAGGUACUUCUGGAAUCUGCCUGUGACUUACAAAUUCUUCAGCAGUCUAUACUGCAGUCAAGCUUAGGACAAGCAAAGGCAUCUCCACAUGUGCGACGAAUACAGAGUCCUCAGCAUGUAGCACAUCAGUUCCUUCAAAUGGAUAGUCACAUUAUUCAAAGUAAUGGGGGUCAUUCUCAGCAACAGCUUCAUCCUCAAAAUGCAGAAGUUAUUAAAAUGGACAUUUCUGAGUCCUCAAAACCACUACAGCAACAUAUGACAUCAAAAGACCAUUUUACUCAACCAAAUCAACAUGAAUCAAAGAAUCAGUUUGUUUCUCUUGGUUCGAUAUGUUUUCCAGAGUCUAUGCUUCUCAGUGAUGAGAGGAAUAUAUUGUCUAAUGUGGAUGACAUCUUAGCAGCAACAGCAGCAGUGUGUGGGGUCACGCCAUCAGAAUUUGCCAAAUCCACAUCUCAUGAAGAAGAAAUUCAAUCUGUUGAAAAUGGUGAUGAUUCCAAAUCUCAGUUCCAGUCAAUAGAUGUACGACACAUAUCUCCUAGUUUCAGCUCCUCACCCACUGUAGUUGGAAAACCACACAGCAUAAAUAAUAUUUCUCUAAAUGGAAGCCAAGUUACUAUAAACCUUACAACAGUGUCUACAAUACAAUCAAAACAUGUGAUCCUUGAUCAACGUAUGGAGACUUCUGAUCAAAACAUAUCAGCUAGAAUGACUUCUCCAGCCCUUGGACCUAGUCAGGAGGAGCAAGAACAAGGUUCUGGCAAAGUUAAGAAACAGUCUAGCAUUAGUCAUGAAUCUGAAGAAGACAAUGAUGUUCCCAUUGAUGGUACACUGAAUGCUAGAGACUCAGAAUUUGUUUCAAGUGGUCGGAGUCUAAGUGAAGAGAGCGUUACAUCAGAUAAUGAUUUUAAUAUGGGUUGUGAUAAUGGCAUUGUAGUAGGUAACAAGAUUAAAGGUCCAUUGCAACCAAUAUCUGUGCUACAACCAGGAGAUGGAAGUGGUAGCAAAACUGAAGAAGAGAACCAAGAUUUAAGUCAAGGGAACUUUCAAAAGAAAAAAAGUAAAGGAAAAAGCCAAAUAAAAAAUGCUACAGAAGAUGACAGUGCAAGCCAGAAACAACUGAAACGAAGUGGACAAUGCAAACGUCAGAAUAUAAGAGGAACUGACAUAUGUUUACCAUAUUCUUCUCCUGUUUCUGAAAGUUAUGAUAUUUAUCAACACCAAGAAAGAAUGAGGCAAAAAAUUAAAGAAGUGGAAGAAAAGCAACCAGAAGUCAAAACAGGAUUCCUUGCAUCUUUUUUAGACUUUCUAAAAUCUGGGCCCAGGCAACAGUUUUCAGCACCUGCUGUACGAAUGCCUAACAGGACUAGGCGGCCAGUUACCCAGAUAGUCCGUGCCCCAGGUCCCCAGCCACUUUCAAAGCCACAGCCAGCAGCAGCAGCCGCCCCUUUGUCUGUUGAGGGUGGCUGUGAAAGUCCAACCAAAAAAGUUGAUGAUGAACUUAAGAAAAAUUUGGAAACAUUGCCUUCAUUUUCUUCUGAUGAAGAUGAUUCUGUAGGGGGUAACCACGAUCUUCAGAAGAGCAUUUCUACAGCAUUAUCAGCUUUGGAUGAUACUGCUGACAAAAAAAACAAAUCAGAAACUGAAAAAGUGGCAGUUGCUACUACUGCCAACACCACUGCUCUUGUAAAGCAGGAAUCUCCAAACACUACUGCUCCUGUGGUAAAUGUUCAGGAGAAAACAAGUUCAGCAGAACUCCUAAAGAUAGCUGACCAGGAUGGUGUGACUUCAGACCAGUUAGCAAAAAUACAGGCAGCUGUUGCAAUAGAAGGAUGUACUGAUGAGGAGAAUACGGACAGUGGAGGAGAGGGCAUGUACAGAGAACGUGAUGAAUUUGUAGUGAAGAUUGAAGAUAUAGAUAUGCUAAAGAUGGCUUUACAAACGGGAAAAGAGCCUCCAGCAAUCUGGAAAGUACAAAAGGCUUUGUUACAAAAGUUUGUUCCUGAAGUUCGAGAUGCACAGAGAGAGUUUGCUGCUACUAAUAGUUAUCUUGGGUAUUUUGGGGAUGCAAAAAUGAAAUACAAACGGGUGUAUGUGAAGUUCAUUGAAAAUGCAAACAAAAAGGAGUAUGUCCGAGUCUGUUCAAAAAAACCACGAAGUAAACCUGUACAGUCUGCAAGGCCCAUUCAUUACAAACCAAGUAACAGCACCAGCAAAGCUCCUGAUCCUCCAGCACCAAAAACUACAACAACAAAAGUCUCUUCUGUGAAACCCAAAGCUAAACAGCCAAAGAUAAAGGCUGAACCACCACCAAAGAAACGGAAAAAAUGGAAAGAAGAGUUUUCAUCUUCCCAGUCUGAUUCUUCUCCUGAAGCCCAGAGUGAUGAGGAUGAACUUGUCCCUCCAUCUCCUUUUUUCACCCGCUUUUUGAACACACGAGCUAUGAAGGAGACCUUUAAGAGUUAUAUGGAGCUGCUUGUUAGCAUUGCCUUAGAUCCAGAUACAAUGCAAGCCUUGGAAAAGAGCAAUGAUGAGCUUCUUUUGCCUCAUAUGAGAAAAAUUGAUGGCAUGCUGAAUGACAACAGGAAAAGACUGCUUUCCAAACUACGUUUGGAGCAUACGUUCAAGAGUGCUUUGGAAAACUUUCCUGAACUGACAGUAAUCACUCGCGAUUCUAAAACAAAAAGUGGAGGAGCUGCUCUUUCUAAAAUCAGAAUGAAUGGUAAAGCUUACAACAAGAAAACACUGAGGACUUCUAAAUCAACCACUAAGUUAGCACACGAGUUUACUGUAGAUCCAGAAAAAAUACAGUUGUACUCUUUGUAUCACUCACUCCAUCAUUACAAAUACCACAUAUAUCUGACAUGUAAAGAGGAGAUUUCUUCUGUUCAGAAAAAGAGUGCAGAUCUAGGACAGGAGGAGAUUGUUCAGCUGUGCAUGAAAAAUAUAAAAUGGGUGGAGGAUCUGUUUGAAAAGUUUGGUGAACUUUUGAAUCAUGUACAGCAGAAGUGUUCAUAACAAACUUUCUUCAGAAUCUGACAUUUUUCUACAGCACUAACCUGAUGGAAAAGAAAGCUCAGAGAAAGACUCUGAUUCUCGUACAAUACCAGACUAUGUUCUUAUUCAUAGGCAUUUUAUUUCUCUUGUGGAACUUUGUCCUUUGGCGCCUGCUAAGGAAAAGUGAUGCUGCCAAGGAAAUGAGUCUUUUAGAGAUGGAAGUAAACAUAAACAUCACCACAUUUUAACCUGAAUAAUGAUUUUUGUAUUUUGUAAACUAUUGGGUAACUUAGUUUUAUUUUCAGAAAUGUUUUUGACAAAUGAUAAAGCAUGCACUAAGUAUAAUUUUUUUUUUUAUUGCUAUAGAGAUAACACUUAAAAUACUAUGGCUGUUUCCGACUCUGGUGAACACCAAAAAGAGUCAGGGCUGGGAUAAACUAAUAUUUGCAUUUCUGUCUGGCCAUGAAAUUUAGAGUAUUAUGCAUUUUGUAAACAGAGCUGGUGUGACAUCAAAUUCUGUAUACAAAUAUUGCCAUCAUAAAAUUCAGAAAUGUAAUUAUGCUUUAUGGACUCCUUUUACUAUUAUCAUGUUCAGGAGACUGAACAUGGAGUUGGUGCAAUCCGAUGACUGCUUUUUGUGUCAAAUUAUAUUGUAAUGAAAGACAAUGACCUUAACUAUUUUCCCUGUUUUGAAGAAAAAUAUUUUCCUUUAUACUGUGUUUUUUGUUUUUUCUUUUUUGGAAAAAAAAUUCAAUUGUACAUUUUAUCUCACUAAUAGUUGUAUUUUUCACAGAGAAAAUAUUGUGGUUAAAGUUGUUUCAUGUAUCUUUGUAAUACACUUUACAUUGUUUUCAGUAAAUCUUAUUCAUUUAUAUGUUGAUUUCAUAUUGUAAACUAUAUAUCUUGAGGUAACCCUUUUUGUUUAUACAGGUUUUCUUCAGUGUUAACCAGAAUAAUGCAUAAUAGACUAGUUUUGCUUUAAGUGUAGUUGUGUUAGACACUGCAGUUAUUUUCUCAUACGUGAAAAUAAAUUUCUUACUAAACUGGCCCCUGAUUAACUGAGAGUUUAAAUGAAAAGCUACUAUACUUUAUCUUCUGGUCAACAAAGAUUUGUGAAUAGACUAUAUGCAGUGUUAAACACAGCUUACAUAGUUGUUUUUAGAACUGGCAGUGGCAGAGCUAUUCUCUUUUUGGUGCCUUUUAGAUCUUCAGACAUACUUUUGUAGCAUCCCUCCCAUCCAGUUUCUUAACAGUUAAUAGUGCCACUAGUCCCACUCAGACAACGAAUGUAAUAGGCUCAAAACAGUAGAACAUGUUCUUUAAGUGUGCCAACAGAAUGCCUUACUUUCAGUCAUUCAAACUGUGUACAUGCUGGGGCCCAAAAGACCUUUCAUGUCAUUCUUUCCUCAGAUAAUGUUUUGUUUUGGUUUUUUUAAUUCUUUUAUCCUUUAACUGCCACUUAGUGCCUUAAUUUCAACCAGGAAAGCAGGGUGCACCACUGAUUGGCCAAAUAGGACAUGCUUGUAUACAAUGUGGUUUGUUUUCCAGUUUUCUGUUUUGAUCCUAUUUAGCUGCUAAUAUAUUCAUUAGACCUUAGAAUUGUAAAGAAUAUAAUGAAGAGAUGUGAAAGUGAAGUGAUACAAUCUUGAGUAAUCAAAUUAGGGUUUCGAAAAUCAAAAUGUAUGUCAUUUUAACUGGUAGUUAGAUCCUUGUUAAGUUGGAUGUUUGCCAUGUUUCCAAAGGUAUUCAUCUUGUUAAAAGCAAUAAUUCUCCUUUUAAGGUUUGUACCCACAUUACUAUGAACAGACUGACUGAACAAUGGAAGUUGGUAAAUGCCCCUUGUUUACUUUAAAACUUCUUCAUGCUGUACCUGCUUUAAAAAGGCAGUUUAUUACCAUGACAGGAGGUGCGUUGUGUUACUGCUGUGCCUACCAUAAUCAAGGGGAGCGGUAUGGAUUUUGACUUAGGAAGUGUAGAAUGUUAAGAAGCAUCAUGCAGGUAAUUUGCUCUUUCAGUGAAAAGGAGGGAGUUGAGGUGUGAUGGGGUAGGAGAUCUGCUAUAUUUCUUCCAUGCAGUACUGAAUCUGGAAUGAACUGCUUCAUUUCCCCCCCCCGAUUUUGUAAUUAAACUAAUGAGGUGGUACCAAUCAGCAAUGUUACAAACAUUAAUAGUAUUCAUUUAAAAUCUGUUAAUUUAAAUAUGAACACUAAAGUAUAUAGACAUUUAUCUAGAAUAUUAAUUAAUCUAUCAUUUAAAAAUAAAAGCAUGAUGACAUAGAUUGAGCGAACAAUAUGGUUGGCUCUUUGGUUAUACAACAAAGUACUAGUCAGAACUUGUUAGCCACAGGUGCCUUCCUAAUACACCCAUGAAAAAAACAAAUGGAAGACAUUUCUACAUUUUUAAUUUUAUAUGUUUCUACUUUAUGCUUCCUGUAGGAGCCUGAAUUGAAGUUUUAAGAAACCAGUCAUUUCAGCCCAAGCCCCAGACUAAGCCCUCAGACUAUUGGAAACUAAGCAGUGGCUUAUGGAGAAGCUGGUCUUUUCAUAAAAGCAGGUACAUUGAAAAGAAAAAGGGACGGCCUAUCAUUCGCAGUGCUCUGCACUGCCAUGGAGGGAGACCUGGCUUCAGUUCCAGCUCUGUUUCAUUCCCAAGGC
Messenger RNA from Mauremys reevesii (Reeves's turtle), 8535 nucleotides. It is a transcript of the gene QSER1, whose product is annotated as glutamine and serine rich 1. The record is from RefSeq and is a predicted model, not a curated record. NCBI's taxonomy places the organism in Eukaryota, Metazoa, Chordata, Testudines, Geoemydidae. The transcript is spliced from 13 exons. The coding region runs from base 413 to 5902 and encodes 1829 amino acids.